Messenger RNA from Anolis sagrei ordinatus, 1002 nucleotides. Lineage: Eukaryota; Metazoa; Chordata; Lepidosauria; Squamata; Anolidae. The record is from RefSeq and is a predicted model, not a curated record.
UUCCACUUCCUCCUCGCGGUUUAUUUCCUUUUCCUCCUCCUCUCCUUCUGAGGAAAGGUGAUUGUUGGCUGAGAAAUUUGGAGUACAGCCAGUGGAGGAUUUUCUUGGCCUUGAAAGAAGAGGGAGGAAGAGCUUCUUGGAUACAGUUUGGUUUUUUUAUCAGAGUGAUUUUAACAUGGAGAGACUCAACUCACCUGAACCUGAAGCAGGCAGGGCCCCUGGGAGUAAUGGGGAAUUCUGGGAAGGAACUACACAGAUGUCCCUGAAUGCACACUUACAGCACCAGUGCUUUAGGCAUUCCUCCUACCAAGAGGGCGAGAGACCCAGAGAAGUUUGCAGCCGCCUCCACGAUCUCUGCCACCAGUGGCUGAAACCAGAGCAAAACACCAAGGCGGAGAUGCUGGACCUGGUGAUCCUGGAGCAGUUCCUGAGCAUCCUGCCCCCAGAGAUGGGGAGCUGGGUCCGAGAGUGUGGGGCAGAGACCUCUUCCCAGGCGGUGGCCCUGGCGGAAGGCUUCCUCCUGAGUCAGGCGGAGGACGAGAAGCAGGAAGGACAGGUGAGAGCAUUUCCUCUUGGCUUCACUCACCUUGGGACUGAUGGAAAGAUUAAAUAUACAUCCUGCUUUCCUUCCAAAAUGGGACCGAUGUGAGGGAAAAGCCAGACUCUGCUCCCUCGGCCUCUUUUCCCACCUACUCUGCCCCUCCUGCUCUCACCUCCAUAUCCACUGUAAGCUCGGUUGCUCCUCUACCCAGAGGUGUUGAUGCCAGAUAUCACAUUAAAAUCUAUGGGAGAGGGGAGCAUGGCCUUUGUUUCAAACUAGGUUGCAAUGUCACAAUGCAGUUCCUACUCAUUUGGGGGGAAAUUCUUUUCUAAUCUUUCUCCAUUCCUCUUAUGGAAUUCUCUGUGGUCUUUCAGGCCCAACAUAACUGUAUUGAAGUCCAGCCUGAUGUCCCUGAAUCAGAGAAAUCUCCACCAGACAUGACCCCGAGCCUCCAGCAAAAA